Molecule: messenger RNA, 5671 nt
Organism: Cephus cinctus (wheat stem sawfly)
Lineage: Eukaryota; Metazoa; Arthropoda; Insecta; Hymenoptera; Cephidae
Exons: 10
Coding region: 503-2836 (777 amino acids)
Source: RefSeq, a predicted model, not a curated record
ACAUACAUAACAGCAAAAAUUCUCUUUUUUACCAUCAGGAAUUCUGAGGGGUUGCUGUCUAACAAAAGAGUCACGAAGAGGAGGAUAAUGGUUUUGACAAUGCUUGAAUCCAAUGACAAAAAUAAACAAUUUAGAAGUUUGCGUUCUAUCCUGGUAAUGGGAGGGUGGGGGUGAAGGUGAUGGUGCUGCUGCUGGCGGUGGUGGUGGUGACGCUAAAGCCGAUGGUGGUGGUACAGUCAGGUAGACAUAUACCUCCCCGCUUGGCCUUUCCCAAUGAAGAUCAAUAUUCCUAACCAAAAGGAGGCAGAGAAACUCCAGGAAUUGUGGAAGGGGUGCGAAUCAAAUCACUCUAUAGGCAAAGCCUGUUGCUGCCAUCACACUUGAGAACUUGUCCUUGCGGAGGAAGCUUCCUCGACGAGGUCGAGCAUACGAAUUGAAUUAUUAUAACGCGAAACACGGUUUAAAAGGCCAGUGAUGUGCGGUGGACUCAAAUCAAAGGAUUAUGGAUAGACUGAGUAAUUUGACUCGUGGCGUAAAUACGACAACAUCUUCGACUGGACAAAAUUGUAUAUCGAAUUCGUCAAGCUCAGAAUCGCUGGACAAGUUCCUGAUAACAGCACCGUCCUGGUUCGACGCAAAUCAAGAAUUAAGAUGGAUCUUUCUUCUGCACACUUAUGGAUUUGCAUGUCUCUUUUUUGUACUCAGCUUUUACACAUUUUUCUCCAUACUCAACUUAAGAUCCCUAAUUUCAAGUCGGCCUUUUAUGUCCACAAUUAAUAUUUUUCUCUGUCUACUCGGAGCAUCUAGAUCAGGCUGUCUCUUUAUAGAUCCCUACAACCUUAAAGAGACAAUGCCUAGAGUGAUGGGCUCAAUAAUGUGGGACAUUGGAUUUCCCUGCAUAACAUCAGCCUUUUGCCUGAUCCAAUUGGCAUUUCUGCAGUUAACACAACUCAAAUUUGGACCUGAAAAGAUACAAAAAGAAUCUUGUCUCAGUUUGGUAAUAACGUCGCACUUUUCCUGCAUCAUUGCAAGCGAUGUGGCUCUUGCUUUUCAUAAUCACUACAUUGCCAAGUAUGUGGUCCAGACUGUUUUUCUGAUCUGGAGCAUCCUCUUAUACUUGACGUUCCUACAUGCAGGAUACAAAGUCAUGCAUUUACUCAGAACGAUGCCAAACAGCAUGCUGACGCGUGACAAUUCUCAUGCGAAUCAAAAAGGCAUAAUGCAGCUUGCCAUGCUAGCCCCAUACAAUAAUUUAGCGACAUCAGUCGCUGCUGCAUUGGUACCCACUUUGCUUGGUCCUAAAUUGAAAGUAGCAGAGGAAAAUGAAACGCCUGGAAGUCUCAAUAAAAAUUCUGAACUAAAUCAAAGUCUGAAAGCUCAAUCCAUAACAAGGGUCUCAAAGUGCCAGGAACUGAUUCGAAAGGAUUCGGGAAAGACUACAGCUACAGCUGCUGGAAAAAUGUGUAUAUCAUCAAACAACACUGAGCUUCCACAGAUUCAGGCUACCACGACCGUACCGGAAGUGUACGUCAGGCCUCCAACACCUACACCUUCCACAGCGAAUUUACCAAUAAUAAUGGUAUCGAGUCCUAGUCGUAGAAGUUCUCUGGCUAGUCGACGUGGUAGUGACAUAUCCGGUUCCUCCAGAAGGAAUUCAGAGUGCAGCGUGAGGUUCAUAAACGAGGAAGAAGUUUCACCUAUGUCGGAAAUAAAACGCAGUUCUGACAUUAAUGUAAAGCAAUCACCGGAAGUGGAGAGGCCUCGAACCCCAGAAGGAAUAUUGCGUAGGCAUUCUGAAAACAUUACACCGUCUGGUAGCACAAAAGAUUUAAGAAGAUGUUCAGACUUUACUCAUGAAAAAAAUCGCAGUUCUCAAUUCGCUACGAAAUUGAGGAGGAACAGCGAUUUUGGUAAUAGAACACCAAAAAGAAUGUUGCCACCGGAAGAGCAACCGAAAUUACCCAAAGUACUUGACGUCAGUCCAGCAGGCUCCCGACGUAAUUCUGAUCUUGGUGGUUUGACAGGCGUAAAAUUGAAUUCGCGAAGGAACACGGAUUUUUCAUUCAGACGUAAUUCCGACGUGAUAAAACCCUUUCUUGUAAAUCGUCGUUCCAGCGACAUUAGUAUCAGGACGUUGGAUAAGAGUCCUACUCACUAUCAGUCAAUAUUGCCUGAGAAACCUGAAAUACAAGAGAAAUCCGAAUCAGAUUCAGAACAGCCCGAUUGCAACGAGAGGGCAGCACUGAUGAGCGACAAACCUAAAGACAAGGAUGAAGAGUUGAAAGGUCGUAAGAAAAGUCUUUCCUGGAAAACAGAUAAGAGCAAGGAAGAUCAUGAAGAGAUUACAGCCGAAACAAGCCUGUUACCCGAAGCUGCUAUACCAGAAGUAAGAGUAACGGGAGCCGACUUCACUCUUCACUCCAUACUGAAUCACAUUGCUUAUGUGAAUAGAGCAAAGUCCGACACUCCCCUUCAUAUACCGGAAGCGGAUACCGCAGCGGCAAGAAAAUCGCAAAUUCGACGCGUUCUCAAUGUUACCUACGCCACGGCAUUUUUGGGAAUAAUAUUAUGCAUUGCAGACAUAGCACGUAUAUUCGGGCCGUAUGGUCUGUUGGCUGAAACUGUUAAAUACGGUACGCGACCAGCUGCCACACAAUUUCCCAGACCAUGGCCGUGGUUGCUCUAUCAAACUUUGUGCAGAGCUGUGGAACUGAUAAUGGGUUGUGCAAUGGCAAGUAUAACUAAACAGCCAUCGGUAAGCCCACGGCAUCAAUAUCUCAACAACUAUCCUAGUUAUAGUUUGCGCAUCAAACAGAGAGAUGGUCUUUACAUAUAAAGCAAUACAUUGAUCAUUUAACAUCGGUAACGAUAUUGAUCGAUUAUAUUAUGAUAUAUCAAAAUUCGUAUUUUUGAAGAUAUAUACGUUUAUAUAUAUAUCUCACUCUCCCAUUAGUCUGUACUAUACGCUCGGAGAGAGACUCUUAAGAGACAAUUGAAUCUGUAAUGUCGAAAGCUAAUCGAUUACGAAUACCGUUGAGUUGUGUUUAGCUGCUGCUUCUUCACGGAGCUGAAGAGUCUUUAGAUCUGCAAAGAAAAAGAAUUCAAGUAUUAGUAGAUUCUGAUACGAUAAAGGGGAACAGUAUUGAUUAUUAAAAAAAUAAAUCAAGAAAAUACAGUAACAAUCAGCAAUGCAAAAAUCCUAUGAUCGUGAGUUAACGAUCUGGAAGAACAAAGGAAGAAAAAGUAACAAAAAAAAAUGUGUAGCAAUAGUUUGAUGUAACAUUCUAAAAGCAGUGACUGUGUUCAAAACCGCGUAUAUACUCAAGCUCGUUUAUUCAAAUAUUACUUCAUAUACAAAGCCUCCCCUGUCAAGAUGAUCUAUUUUAGCCAACAAGGAAGCUAUAUUUUUCACGUUAGAUUAGUUUCCAGGCAAAACAUGAAAGGAAUCGAGAAUAUCACAGAGAAGAAAGGUAUAAAAUUAUCCUCGACUCGUUUGCUUGCAAUCUCUAUUAAUUCUAUACAUAUAUUAUGGAUAGUCGUUGAUUCAGAGAGAAGGAUGAAGGGAAAAAAAAGAGUUUGAAUCAAAUCUCUUCUCAAUGCUAUUGCGGUCACACGUGUCUUUCAAUAUGUAACUUUGUUUAAACGCCGCAAUAGAUUGUACAUAAAGAACAAUCUUUAGUCUAGCUUAUAUAUUAUAGUCCCUGAAACGAAACAAAGCGAAUGCAUUGUAUACAAAAAAAAUACAAUAACAAGAACGCAUUACGUUUUGCACUCUCAGUGAUGGGACAAUAAUAAUAAAUUACAAAACCUUUUUAAAGUGCCCUACUCUUGAAUGUCGAAGAAAUGAGAAAGCUGUUUAAUAGUAAAAAAUUGAUGUCUCGAUGGUUUAAUUACAUGAAAGAAUUUGAAAAUUGUAAUAACUCGAUGUCUUGUGAUCCUAUAAUAUAUGUGAUACGCGUUUAAAUGUUUAACGACACGAUCAACGGUAAGAAUUUUAUGCUCGUGUAAGAUUCCACGUGGAAUAUUCCGUAUCAAGAUAAUUAUCACGUUUCAUCGCUUUACACUAGACAGACGAAAAGAUCAAGACAAGAGAUUGAGGUUAGGAAUACAGAUUUCACGUCCAUAAGUGACACUAGCGCACCAUAUGAUACAUGUUAUUGGGAAGUUUCGACUGAUUUUAUACAAUUUUUUAAUUAACAAGUUUGACCUAUUACUAAUUACUGCCUGACACGGAACAUUCCAUAGACUCUUUGAAAAAGCCUGAUUAUUCUUAUUAUAUAUAAAAUUGAGCUGAAUUCUAAAUGAUAUAUAUAUAUAUUAUAAAUUCGAUUGUCUGUUCUUCACACGAGCAUUAAAUACGAAAGCCAACGUUAUCGUAUUGGUAUAUAUAUACAUAUACAAUGUAUCUGUAUAUAAUAUACAGAUAUAGUUCUUAUGCUAGUUGAAAAAAAAAAGUAUAUAAUGGGUGUUCAAUGUGCCAAAUAUUCAUGUUAUCUAUUUUAAAUGUUUACGAGUAUAUAUUGAAGAGGUAUACAAUUAUUAUAUUAUAAUAGUAAAGGAGGUGCAAAUCGGCACAAACCAUUAAUACAAAUAAUUAUUUAUGUACGAUUGGAUUUAUAGUAAUACUGUAGUAAUCGAGAAGACAAUGAGUGUGUGACGUCAUCUAGUCAAUGCUUUCGAGGCAGUGGUGUGUAAAUAACUAUUUUUAUCAAUGGGCAAAACAUUAUCAGUAUUUUUAAGGUCUGAGUGUUGUUAUCGGUCAUAUACACUUUCUAUUGCUUGCAAAAAAAAUUUGCGUUGGAUAUAUAAGACAAUAUUAGCGAUUAUUGUAAUAAUCCAUCACGAAAGCGUGACUCGAAUUUCGAUACGUUUGGACCAGAAAAAUCAUUGCUUUAUAAAAAAAAAUUACAGGACAUUUAAGAAUCAGCAAUUUGAAUUCUGUGGUAUUUAUGGAAAGAUGUCUUUUCUGUUUUACCGAUCGGUAAAAUUACAAGUACAGUGUUCUUUGUUGAAUAGGGUAAUACAAUUGCUUAACGACUUUUGUUGUUGUCUCACAUUAUUUUUUGCACAUGGAUUUUCUUGCAACUGCCAAUAGAAUUAAUUCAGACGGGAGAUUCGAAUAUCGAGAUUAGAGUCAUACUGGGAUGUUAUGAAAUGAGAUUCUUCAGAAUCUAUGCAUAAUGUAAAUAUGAAAGGAAAAUAAUCACAGCAGUAAUUCGUGGAUCAAACAGAAAGUUGAGAUUUUUAGAAGUUGAAUUAAUAUGGCUUAGGAUAUCUAACACGAUUCUAAUAACUGCAUUUUCCUCCAUUGCUAUGGUGCUUUUCGCAAGGGACAUGUGAAACAAGUAUCUGGAGAUUUAUGUACACCUGGUAUAUCAAGUAUACAUAGAAGACAAAUGCUUUGAAGAGCAUUUCCAAUAAACUGUUAGUCACAAGACCAAUGUUUAUCAGUAUAUUUCAGAAACGUGAUAUAUAGCUGUAGUGCUCAAGCAGUGUUGAAUCAUCUAAAUCAUGCUCCACAGUAACGGAGCAGUAAUGCUAGAAAAAUUAACAUAGCAGUAGAUAACUUUUGUCUAAUGUAUCUUUCGCAAGAGACAAUGAGUUCUUAUAAAAGAAUAAACGGAAAUGGAAUUCGUAUAAUUGAAAAUAAAAUUUUACAAAAUAAAGAAUA